CAAAAAAAGAAGCUAAGUUAGCAACGGUUGUUCAGCUAGUGCGUUCCACUGUCCGUUUUAACAAUAAAACCAACUGUCUGUGGUAUGUUAGGUACAUAUAUAGAAGUAGUUCGAUACGUGUCAUUAGGAUAUGUACAUGUAACUGAACGUCUACUUACGUGAAGUGGUUUUAACGUUUAUUAGUUACAGCAGAGGGCGGCUAACGAUUUAUAAAGGUAACAGCGUUAAGCUAAGCUAACGGUGCAGUUAGCAAGCAGUAAGGUGUACAAGAAGACACCGUGCUCCUCGAUUAGUAGUUAAAAACAAGUCAGCGUUCAAAGUCUGAAUUCUUUCAAGUACAUUUAGGAAAAGUUGGGGAUAAUGCAUCACGUCAAGAUCAAAACCGAAAGGCCAGAUUUAGAGAGUAAUGCUGCUCGCAGCAAGUUGGAUGCUGUGCUCAAAGGUCUUGUGGAGAAGAGUGAAAAUGAGCGAGAGCCAAGUGAGAGUGAUCCAGGAAAGUUAUCAGUAGACACUCUCAAUAAGGAUUUGUCUCCAUCAUCUGCUGGAAAAAGACCUUCAACAAGAUAUCCACAGCACCGGAGGAAGAAACGGAAGGAGAUUGACGAGGGCAUUCCAGAGACCAAUCAGCAUAAACAAAAUGCUUAUGUUAUAAAGUUGUUUGAUCGCAGUGUCGAUUUGGCCCAGUUUAACACCAGUACCCCUCUAUAUCCAAUCUGCCGUGCCUGGAUGAGGAACAAUCCUUCUGUCCGAGAGCCAGCAGCUUCCCCAAGCUCCCCACACAGCAUGUCUGAAGAUGAGGUUACAGACAUGUUAAAUGGUAAAGGUCAGAAUGUGUUUCGACUCCCUCCUCCAACUUCCAGUCCACUUAGUUCUUCUGGAGAACCCAUCAAUCUCAGGAUCCCACAGACUGAAAAGCCCGCUUUUUCCAAGUUAAGUGAAGUUCCUCUUUCAGACCCUCUUAUAAGUGAUCAUAUGGAACGCUGGAAAAAGAUAAGACAAAAAUGGAAAGAGUGCUCCAAUAAGAACCAGUUAAGAUACAGUGAAAGCAUCAAGAUUCUGAAGGAGAUGAAGGACCUUUUUGAUCACUGACACAUCAGGACUGUCUUGUACAGAAUGGACUGUCUUUAUUUCCAACGGAGCCGUGGUUUUACAUUUAGUUCAAAGAUUCACAGAAAAGCAUGAGCAGAACUUCUGAUUCUAGAAGAUUUUUAUUCUUUUGUUUUGUAUAUAUAAAAGUUAACAUUUCUUAUGUGCACUCAUCCUGUAGUGUCGUGUGAGGGACUUAAUUUAAAAAUGUGUAAAUGUAUGAAUAGAUUAAGUUGUGUGUAGUAUUUGUGACUUGAGCGUUCUUAACACCAAAAACCAUAACCUCAGGUUUACGUCUUUGAUUUGAGAUUUCAGAGAAAUAAGCAGAAGUAAAUAAAAAAAUAGAGAUUUUA
Messenger RNA from Nematolebias whitei (Rio pearlfish), 1439 nucleotides. RefSeq names its product lin-37 DREAM MuvB core complex component (gene lin37). Gene Ontology annotation, cellular component: transcription repressor complex; Myb complex. Bases 361 to 1089 code for a protein of 242 amino acids. The record is from RefSeq and is a predicted model, not a curated record. The transcript is spliced from 9 exons. Lineage: Eukaryota; Metazoa; Chordata; Actinopteri; Cyprinodontiformes; Rivulidae. Gene Ontology annotation, biological process: negative regulation of transcription by RNA polymerase II.